Messenger RNA from Helianthus annuus (common sunflower), 826 nucleotides. Its product is annotated as ubiquitin-NEDD8-like protein RUB2. The record is from RefSeq and is a predicted model, not a curated record. Gene Ontology annotation, molecular function: ubiquitin protein ligase binding; protein tag activity. Lineage: Eukaryota; Viridiplantae; Streptophyta; Magnoliopsida; Asterales; Asteraceae. Gene Ontology annotation, biological process: protein ubiquitination; modification-dependent protein catabolic process. The coding region runs from base 124 to 585 and encodes 153 amino acids. Gene Ontology annotation, cellular component: cytoplasm; nucleus. The transcript is spliced from 3 exons.
UGGUAGUACAAGAAAGAAUAAACGAGUCUACGGCCCGCGUAGUUUAAACGCAGCUUCCGGGUUCUGAGGCAGCUUUAUAAACCGCUCAUAUCCGUCAAAUCCAUCACCAAACAUAACACAAGGAUGCAGAUUUUCGUCAAAACCCUAACCGGAAAAACCAUCACUCUCGAAGUCGAGAGUAGCGACACCAUCGACAAUGUCAAAGCCAAGAUCCAGGACAAAGAAGGUAUCCCACCAGACCAACAGAGGUUGAUUUUCGCUGGAAAGCAGUUAGAGGAUGGAAGAACACUUGCUGAUUACAACAUCCAGAAAGAGUCAACACUUCAUCUUGUUCUGAGAUUGAGAGGCGGAACGAUGAUCAAGGUUAAGACUCUUACCGGGAAAGAAAUUGAAAUUGACAUCGAGCCAACCGACACAAUUGAUAGGAUCAAGGAAAGAGUUGAAGAGAAGGAAGGAAUCCCCCCUGUCCAGCAAAGGCUGAUAUAUGCUGGGAAACAGCUUGCAGAUGACAAAACAGCAAAGGACUACAACAUUGAAGGGGGUUCUGUUCUUCAUCUUGUUCUUGCAUUAAGAGGUGGCUGUUAAAUGAAAAAAGAUGAUGCCUCCUUCUAUGAAAGCUAUGGCAUAUGAAACUUUUACAUAAUUGAGCUCUCACACUCUAUGAUGAUAUUCCAUGUGGUAUUAUCUGAUUCUCUUAUUGACAAUGUUGUUUCUCUUUUAUUUCCAUUUGUACUUCAAUUGCUGCUUUUUUGCAUCUGCAUUGGAAUAACUUCUGUUCACUGUAAUGCAUUCUUGGUUUUAGAUGUACUUUCUGUAGUUGGUUUUA